Molecule: messenger RNA, 322 nt
Organism: Mirounga angustirostris (Northern elephant seal)
Lineage: Eukaryota; Metazoa; Chordata; Mammalia; Carnivora; Phocidae
Gene: SPINK8
Product: serine peptidase inhibitor Kazal type 8 (putative)
Exons: 3
Coding region: 83-322 (79 amino acids)
Molecular function (GO): protein binding
Source: RefSeq, a predicted model, not a curated record
UCUCUGUGAGAAUGCGUACUUCACGUGGAACUUGCUCUCUCCAACAUCAAAGGCUGCAUAUUUUCAUAGCUCUUCUGCCACCAUGAAGGAGGUUUUCUCGAAUGCCGUCCUUGUCCUGGCCAUCUCCGUGUGGGCUGCCCUUGCAGUUGAUUUCCCUCUUCCUACAGGCACAGGGGCUCGCCUACAAGAGACAAAGGCGCAGUGCACUGGGAAUAUAGAUAAGUGCUGGAUUUUCUCUUACAUCAAACCAAGUGAACCCAUAUGUGGCAGUGACCAGGUUACUUACAGUGGUGAAUGCCAUCUCUGCUCCCAAAUCCUCUAA